AUGAGCCACGUCGUGCACGACCACAGGGCGGUGACUCUGCACAGGCGGGGCCUGCCACCGCAGAUGCAGAUCUCGACGCCGCAGCUGGGCGCCGCGUGCGUCGUGGCGGCCGCCGCCGACCCCGGUCCCAGUCCUGGAGCCGUCUCCAGCUCCUCCAGUUCCAGCGGCGCCCUCACCAGGCACUGCAAGUACCGCACCGCCCACGCGACGCGCGAGCGCAUCCGCGUCGAGGCGUUCAACGUGGCCUUCUGCGAGCUGCGGCGGCUUCUGCCCACUCUGCCUCCGGACAAGAAGCUCUCCAAGAUCGAGAUCCUCAAGCUGGCCAUCUGCUACAUCGCCUACCUCAACCACGUGCUCGACGUCUGA
Molecule: messenger RNA, 366 nt
Organism: Schistocerca piceifrons (Central American locust)
Lineage: Eukaryota; Metazoa; Arthropoda; Insecta; Orthoptera; Acrididae
Product: transcription factor 15-like
Exons: 3
Coding region: 1-366 (121 amino acids)
Biological process (GO): regulation of transcription by RNA polymerase II
Molecular function (GO): protein dimerization activity; DNA-binding transcription factor activity, RNA polymerase II-specific; RNA polymerase II cis-regulatory region sequence-specific DNA binding
Source: RefSeq, a predicted model, not a curated record